ACCAGUGGUUUAAUAGGAAGAAACAAUGAUACCAGUGGUUUAACAGGAAGAAACAUUGAUACCAGUGGUUUAACAGGAAGAAACAUUGAUACCAGUGGUUUAACAGGAAGAAACAUUGAUACCAAUGGUUUAACAGGAAGAAGCAUUGAUACCAGUGGUUUAAUAGGAAGAAACAUUGAUACCAGUGGUUUAAUAGGAAGAAACAUUGAUACCAGUGGUUUAACAGGAAGAAACAUUGAUACCAGUGGUUUAACAGGAAGAAACAUUUAUACCAGUGGUUUAAGAGGAAGAAGCAUUGAUACCAGUGGUUUAACAGGAAGAAACAUUGAUACCGGUGGUUUAAGAGGAAGAAACAUUGAUAACAGUGGUUUAACAGGAAGAAACAUUGAUACCAGUGGUUUAACAGGAAGAAACAUUGAUACCAGUGGUUUAACAGGAAGAAGCAUUUAUACCAGUGGUUUAACAGGAAGAAACAUAGAUUCCAGUGGUUUAAAAGGAAGAAACAUUUAUACCAGUGGUUUAACAGGAAGAAACAAUGAUACCAAUGGUUUAACAGGAGGAAGCAUUGAUACCAGUGGUUUAACAGGAAGAAACAAUGAUACCAGUGGUUUAACAGGAAGAAACAAUGAUACCAGUGGUUUAACAGGAAGAAACAAUGAUACCAGUGGUUUAACACUAAGUGUCAAUACAAUGAAGGAUUCAGAAACAAGUGACAAGAGAUCAUAUGCCGCCUUGAGAUCACGUAAUGUCGAGGCAACUGACAUAAAAUCCAUCAUCAGGGAGGAAGGGUUGGUAGGUGCAGGUGAUAGUGGUGGCAACAAAGAAAGAAUAAUACGUGAAAAUUUCUUCGGAAGGCCAGUCCCCAUGCCAAGAACAGCAGAGAGAAUAAGCCAUCACUUUGAGGAACCCCGAGACAUCCGCCAAAACUGGACCUCUAUGUUGAACGAGAUCUUAGGAGAUGGUGAAAACUUUUUAGACGCUGGUAUAGAUUACGGAGAUAUAGAAAGGGUCCAGAGAUACGCUAGCACAAAACGUCAAAGGAAAGGAAAUAAUGAUAAGAAGAAGAAAAAGAAAAAGAAAAAAAAAUGUAAGAAGAAUCCGUGGAAAGCUACAGGCAAACCUUGUAUAGUUCAGGACAUCAUCACCCCUGCCACAACUUUCUUCAACAUCGAUACUUUCUUGACGCAUCUUUUCAACAGCGUGUGUGACCUUGACCCAGCGAAUGUACUCAUGAAAAUAGUAAAUUCCAGCAGUACCAAUUCUAGAUAUAUCAACUCAAUCCCUGUGGCCAGAUGUAACGAAACACUAAUUGGGUGCAGCUUUGGUGAGCACCGUGGGAUAGUUCAAGAAUACAAGGAAAGAAACGCCGAGAUCAACAUUAUCAGUUCCAUUAACAGUUCAAAAUCUGGUGUUCUCCGUUUAGUGUAUAGAGAUGCUAAAAGCUGUACAUGUACUUCAGAUGUUACAAGAGAACCUGAACACUAUCCGAAAGUACUCAACGUGACAGUAAUAUUCGAGGGUAAGGAGACACAAGUGAAAAAGGAAUGUUACCAACACCUAGUGCUUGACUGACACGAUCCACGCCCUUCACAGUCAUGGCGACUACGGAGAUCAUUAGCAUCUUUUAAAACAUGUAAAACGAACGAUCUAAACCUAACAUAACCUGCUUAACCUCAUCUAACUUAACUACAUUAAUAAAUCCUUAGGUUAGGUUAUGUCAGGUCAGGUCAAUAGGUUUGGUUAGGUUCUAUUUGCUUUGAUUCGAAUUUUGAAUUAUCAUUCUUGCUUUCUUUCCGAUAAACCUCAUUAGAGAUGUGGGCUUUAACUUACUUAGUUAUAUCAUAUCUUAAAUUAUGGAUUCCCGAAAUUCAAAUUCGGAGAAAAUUAUAUACUGUAAACAGGCCAACUAAACCUAACCAUCUUGACACACGUUUUACUUAAGUUAGUAAGGUUAACCAAGACUGGUUAUGUUUGGUUGGUUCGUUUUUCUUAUUAAAAUUUUAAUAUAUUAUAACAGCCGCCAAGAUGACCCUACAACACAAACUAUAACAAUCUUUAUCAUCAUCUACGCUCUCCUACCACCAACUCUAUGUCAAUAUACUCUUCUUUACCCCAAAACAUAUUUCUUUCAAUAACUUAUUAAGAUCUGAAAACAUCUAAAAGAAUCGUUAUUCCUGUGAGUCUCCUGUCAGGUGCUUUUUGUGACACUCAGUCAGCCAAUUUACUCUCGCUGUUAGAAAUUCGCUCUAUGAAUAUUCUUCCUUGGUAAAGAUGUAAAAAUAUUCCCCUUAAGAGCAAUAUAAUAUAAUGCUUCAUUAAAUAUAUUGCACUGCAAAACACAAUUUUUCAACCAUAGUAUAAGUAAAUUUAUACAUCUUAGUUACCGUAUCUAUAAAAAUAUUUUAUGUAACUUUAUAUCAAACUUAUUUGUUAAAUGUUGUGAAAAAAAUAAAUGUAUAUAUACUAGUAUAUUCCGAAAUACUGUAUAGAUUUGUUAUUAUGAAUUGUUAGAUACAUUUCGAGAAUAGAUUAGGAUAGGUGUUGUCUAAUAGUAUGACGAGUGAGGUGACGUGUAUUGGUAAAGAUAAGAAUUAUAUUAGUUACAGCAAUAAUAGUAAUACAAUACAUGUUUAUUAUUAUUACCGCCUCUGCUAAUAUACCGCCACGAUUGCUUCUACUGACUAUACUACUAUAAUUUGUGAUUGGUUUAUAGCUGUAUUUUCACUAGUUCUGUAUUAUCACUAUCACUGCCUUGCAUCAGCGUUAUGUAACAUGAGCCAUUAUUCCUGUAAUUAUUGUGUAGGCAUUUGAAGACUGUAGCCUAUCCUACUGUAGAUAGUAGAUACUAUCAUGAAAAUAAACUGGUACCUGAUGAUUUCUCCCCUUAUCAUUACACUUUUAGAUUAAGUAAGUGUAUAUUACUCAAAUUAAUUACAUGUUUGUCAUGAAUAUGUGUACACACAGCUAAAUAAAGUACUAAACUAUAAAAUCAACUUACUGAGAUCACGGAACAACCUUGUAAAGCAAUGCCAGCACGGUUUUAUGCCUGGACGGCUGACACUCUUGCUUUACACUUUCCCUUAUCCUCUUCGUUACUGUUACUGUUACUGUUAGCUGCUUGGGCGGUCGGUCACGUCUCUGUUCCUCAUUGUUGGCAAAUACUGGGCAUGUAUCUGUUGUAUACCUGCGCCAGUUUGGGUCUUGAAUGAACUCACACUCGGUGCGGCCACAACACUAGCAUCGUUAUUACAACAAUUCACAACUGUCACUCCGAAACAGUUUUGAAAAUUUCUGAACUUGUAGUUUCUUCUACCUUGAGCUGUGACUUAUAGAGCAGUGGGCAUCCGCCAGCUCCAGGUAUGAACACUCGAGUAAAUAAUGUCCUCUGAGGUGGUUUCUAUUAAGUCACCCCUUGCCCGCCUAUAGUCUAAGCUGGGCAACUACAGGCGUUCGAUCGAUCGAUGGAUGGAGUAAAGUAUGAAGAAAUCUUGAUGCAGGUGCGUAGAUUGGUGGUACGGGAACUGGACUUGAAGAAUAAUGGUGGAAUUUGGAGGGACUUGGGGUUGGUGGAUAGUGC
Messenger RNA from Homarus americanus (American lobster), 3577 nucleotides. RefSeq lists its product as uncharacterized. The record is from RefSeq and is a predicted model, not a curated record. NCBI's taxonomy places the organism in Eukaryota, Metazoa, Arthropoda, Malacostraca, Decapoda, Nephropidae. The coding region runs from base 691 to 1572 and encodes 293 amino acids. The transcript has 2 exons.